GGUCCAGUCCUCUCCUGCCCGCGCAGCGCCAUGGUCGCCCACGCUCUCCUCGCCGUCGCAGUGUUGGCAGGUCUGCGGGGCACCGGCGGCGCGCCCUUCCUGGGAGGCAGCUUCGACCAGGGGCGCUCCGACCGCCUCUCGCGCCAGAACCAGCAGCCGUCAGAGCUGGCCCAGCUGCCGCCCAGCCUCGGCAGCCUGGACUUCGGCGACCAGGCGCCCGCGAACCAGGGGUUCGGAAACCAGGGCUUCGGCAGUCAAGGAUUCGGCAACCCGGGCCAAGGAAACCAGGGGUUCGGAAACCAGGGCUUGGGCAAUCAAGGAUUCGGAAACCCGGGUCUAGGAAACCAGGGGUUCGGCAAUCAAGGAUUCGGAAACCAGGGCCAAGGAAACCAGGGCUUGGGCAAUCAAGGAUUCGGAAACCAGGGCCAAGGAAACCAGGGGUUCGGCAAUCAAGGAUUCGGCAACCAGGGUCAAGGAAACCAGGGCUUGGGCAAUCAAGGAUUCGGCAACCAGGGCCAAGGAAACCAGGGCUUGGGCAAUCAAGGAUUCGGCAACCAGGGUCAAGGAAACCAGGGCUUGGGCAAUCAAGGAUUCGGCAACCAGGGUCAAGGGAACCAGGGAUUCGGCAACCCGGGUCAAGGAAACCAGGGGUUCGGAAACCAGGGCCAAGAAAAUCAGGGUUUCGGCGGGGACGAUGACGACGACGAUGUGUUCGUGUUCGACCGUCCGACCCCCAGCCGACCGAGGCCCACCCAGCAGCCGAGGCCCACCCAGGCUAGGCCCACGCCACCCAGGACGACCGCCCCCACGACCCAGGCGCCCGGCGAAACCUCGACGGCCAACGCGUGCGUCAGCAGCUGCCUCACGACGGGCGAGUUCAACCCCGUGUGCGGCUCUGACCGGGUCACCUACACCAACCCGGGCAAGCUGAACUGCGCCGCCAGCUGCGGGCGAUCUGUGAACCUGUCGCACUACGGGACGUGCAUCACGACAACCACGGCGCCACCGACGACCUCCAGUCGGAGGAGCGUGCCGCGAGGCUGAGGAGAAGCCACCAACACGCCACCAACAGGUCACCAACAGACCACCAACAGGCCACCAACAGGCCACCAACAGGCCACCAACAGACCACCAACAAGCCACCAAGAGACCACCUACAGGCUACCAAGAGACCACCAACAGACCACCAACAGGCCAUCAACAGACCACCAACAGGCCACCAACAUAACACCAACAGGCCACCAAGAGACCACCAACAAGCCACCAACAGGCCACCAACAGGCUACCAAGAGACCACCAACAGGCCACCAAGAGACCACCAACAGGCCACCAACAGGCCACCAACAGGCCACCAACAGACCACCAACAGGCCACCAACAGGCCACCAACAGACCACCAACAGGCCACCAACAGGCCACCAACAGGCCACCAACAGGCCACCAACAGGCCACCAACAGGCCAUCAACAGGCCACCAAGAGACCACCAACAGACCACCAACAGGCGACCAACAGGCCACCUACAGACCACCAACAGGCGACCAACAGGCCACCAAGAGGUCGCGACCGCACCACUUCACCGUUACCGCGGCGACACGAUACUCUUGCAGACGGACGCAGCCGCGAAGUACAAACAAGUAUAGCAACAGCAACCUUUUACCGUUGUUGCUAUAGAUUCCUGCCUGUGGAACACACCUGCUAUUUUAUUUUUUACAAUUUAUUGUUUGCGAACGAUGCAGAAUAUUUUACGGCAGGUUCCGAACCAAAUAGUUUGUUUCUUUAUUGUUUAACAUUAUAAAAUUACAUACGCUUAGUGUUAAAUUAAUAAAUAGACCAUCAGUCCAAAAAUUUGCAGAUAUGUACUUAAUUUAAAAUCGUUUGUGCUCGUUUCGAGGAAGAAUAAACAAGUGCAAGUAAUGCUAAUGUUUAUGCACCAAACGCAUGUCAUACUAUUGAAAAUCUUCCUUUUUCAAUACCCAUGGUGCCGAUACUAGGUUAUAAAUAAACUUACAUUCGCUCACACAAUGUUGUAAGUCCAUUAUAAACUACCUUUAACGAAUAAAUGAUAUAUACUGCAUCCAUACAUAAAAAAGAAGCUCUAUUGGAUAGGCAGGAAAUUUUUUGAACGCAUUUUACUAUUUCACAACAACUGAAAUUUUUGGUAACUCAUAACAUGUUGCUACUGCUACUUUCGCAUACUUGUUUGAAUGUAUGUAUAAUGAGGAGGAAUUUGUUAUUUCCAAAAAAAAACAUUUAAUAAUCAGUGCGUGAUUGUCCAACCUAAAUUUAUUAAAUUUUUGGAAUAUUUAUUUCUACUUCUCGAGGGGAAAAAUACCAAAGUAUGAAUGAAAAUUAGGAUAGAAUGGUGAAAGAAUUAUGUUGGAAUAAUACAGUAUUGUAUCUCUAAAUCAGCAAAGUUUCAACAAGGUUUUCGCUCAUUUACUUUAUUUAUGAUCUAUUUUUAGUGCAUUGGACUCAUGCAACACAAAAUAAUUCAUAUGCAUUUAAGAUACUUAAUGUAUUUUCCCUGGACUUUGUAAUGUUUCUACUAUGUUUUGCAAAAACUGUAAUGACCGAAACAUAUGUUUUGUAUGAAUUUAAGGGUAAAUUAAUUUUAGGAACCUCAUAAAAUUUAGUUAUGUUUGAAUGUACAAUUUUUAUUUAUUUUACUCACUGAUUUUAUAAAAUUAUAGUUAAGGGCUCAUAUCUAAAGGAGUUGUUUGUUUUGAAUAUAUAUAUAUAAAUUAUUAUGUACACAUAUAUUUUUAUUUAGCUCACAUUCCUGAAACUCGUGUUUUUUUUACCUUAUCCCAGCAUUUUUUGUAUUUGUUUUUAGACAAUAAAUUAUUAGUUUUAUAAAAAA
Molecule: messenger RNA, 2860 nt
Organism: Bacillus rossius redtenbacheri
Lineage: Eukaryota; Metazoa; Arthropoda; Insecta; Phasmatodea; Bacillidae
Exons: 3
Coding region: 31-1044 (337 amino acids)
Molecular function (GO): serine-type endopeptidase inhibitor activity; protein binding
Source: RefSeq, a predicted model, not a curated record